Messenger RNA from Spinacia oleracea (spinach), 474 nucleotides. RefSeq lists its product as uncharacterized. Gene Ontology annotation, molecular function: zinc ion binding. The transcript is spliced from 2 exons. The record is from RefSeq and is a predicted model, not a curated record. NCBI's taxonomy places the organism in Eukaryota, Viridiplantae, Streptophyta, Magnoliopsida, Caryophyllales, Amaranthaceae. The coding region runs from base 1 to 474 and encodes 157 amino acids.
AUGCUACAGCCUGUGGUGGGGGAGAAUUUGAGAUGUGGGUGUGGGAAGUGGCAAAUUUCUGGAAUCCCCUGCAAGCAUGCACUCAGGGUGAUUUAUGACCAAAGGCUGAACCCCAUUGAUUUUGUCUCCCCAUUCUUCAAGUCUGCUGCAUACAAGCUUACAUAUGCAGACCACAUUCACCCCAUGUCAGACCCAACACAGUGGCCUAACUUUUCUCUCCCUACCAUUCAGCCUCCAGUCAUCAAAAGACAAGCUGGCAGACCUGCUAAGAAGAGAAAGAGAGGACCAAAUGAACCCAUGAAGGGGAAGAGGAACAUCAAUGUGAAAUGUGGAAAGUGCAGGGAGUUUGGUCAUAACUCAAGGACAUGUAAGAAUGGAGGACCAAGCACUGGACCAAGCACUUCAGCAGCAGCAGGUGCAAGUACAUCACAAGGGGGUCCAAGGGGGAGGAAAAGAGCAAACACAGCAACUUAA